This is a messenger RNA of Dermacentor andersoni, 1878 nucleotides long. It is a transcript of the gene Mo25, whose product is annotated as calcium binding protein Mo25. NCBI's taxonomy places the organism in Eukaryota, Metazoa, Arthropoda, Arachnida, Ixodida, Ixodidae. Gene Ontology annotation, molecular function: protein serine/threonine kinase activator activity. Gene Ontology annotation, biological process: intracellular signal transduction. The record is from RefSeq and is a predicted model, not a curated record.
UCGUUGCUGUUUACGUCAGUCACGGUCAUGAUGGUCUGGUACUGGGCUCCUUCGGCGACGGUGUGUAGUGGUAUUUCAGAACAGCCGUGAUUUAUUUCGGUGCUACCGAUACCACAGUGCUUGUUACCACCUGUCAAACGGUCACUCUUGAUUGCAAAGAAUCAAGCAAUACAGGCCCUGGUGCAGGUGGGCAGAGCAGGCACGUGUGGUGCCCGCUGCUGCCAUGCCGCUGUUUGGCAAGUCCCAGAAGAGCCCCUACGAGCUGGUCAAGGUCCUGCGGGAGGCCGUGCUGGCAUUGGAGCGGGGGGACAAGAAGGCCGAGAAGCUGCCCACAACUUUGGGAAAGGCGCUGCGUGCCCAGGAAGAUGUCUCCAAGCACCUGGUGAUGAUGAAGAACAUGCUGUAUGGCACGUGUGACACAGAGCCCCAGACAGACAUUGUGGUGGCCCAGCUGGCACAGGAGCUAUACAACACCAACCUGCUGCUAUUGCUGGUGCAGAACCUUUCCAAGAUUGACUUCGAGGGCAAGAAAGAUGUCGCCCAGAUCUUCAACAACAUCCUGCGACGGCAAAUAGGCACACGGUCACCGACAGUAGACUACAUUUGUACGAAGCCAGACAUCCUCUUUACACUAAUUCAAGGGUAUGAGAAGCAGGACAUUGCACUCAACUGUGGCACCAUGCUGCGAGAGUGUGCCCGGUACGAAGCCCUGGCAAAGAUCAUCCUCUACUCGGACGAGUUCUACAACUUCUUCAAGUACGUCGAAGUGUCCACAUUCGACAUUGCCUCCGAUGCAUUUUCUACCUUCAAGGAACUGCUGACACGCCACAAGAUGGUCUGUGCAGAGUUUCUCGAGCAGAACUAUGACAAGGUGUUCUCUCACUACCAGAACCUACUCAACUCUGAAAAUUACGUCACAAGGCGGCAAUCCCUAAAGCUUCUAGGUGAGCUCCUGCUGGAUAGGCACAACUUCAGCAUUAUGACACGCUACAUCAGCAAUCCAGAAAACCUGAAGCUCAUGAUGAACAUGCUCAAGGAAAAGAGCCGCAACAUUCAAUUUGAAGCAUUCCAUGUAUUCAAGGUGUUUGUGGCCAACCCAAACAAGCCAAAGCCCAUCCUGGACAUCCUCCUGCGCAAUAAGGACAAGCUGGUGGACUUCCUGAGCAAAUUCCACACGGACCGGUCGGAUGACGAGCAGUUCAAUGACGAGAAGGCUUACCUCAUCAAGCAGAUUCGAGAGUUGAAGCCAUUGGAAGGCGACCCUGUUACCACCACAUGUCCCCAGGGCCACUGAGUCUCGGGGUUGUGUUGCUGCUUACACUGUGGGUUUACACCAUUCCAUGAACACGCCCCCACCCCCUCAAAGAAAAAAAAAAAGGAAGGAAUUAACAUUUGCUUGUAACUAGACUAGCUGCCGGUGCCAUUGAUGUUGUCAAGCCAACUGUGUGCAGAGGCACCUGAAAGCACGCAGCAGCUUGGCCCGCCUGCUAGUGACCCUGUGCACUUUGGGCACCCCGUGUAUCGUUUGUUGACGCUGCUGUUGUGCUCGGACUUGUGGUGCCUAUGCAUAGCCUUUAUGCAAGCUGUCUGCCGUGGUGGAGGAUGGCCUAAUGUAAUGCGGGCAGAAUAAAAGGCUCGGGUUUCUCUCGCAGCAUGCUUGGCACAAGUGUUUGGUGCCUACAGGAAAAAAAACAUGUACAGGAUUUUGUUGCCAUGUGGUCUGUUGUUGCUGGACUUCAGUAGACUGUGGCCACCCUUUCGUGCGGCAUUUUUCAGGAGCUAGGAGAAAGACAGUGAGACGAUGCAGAUUUUGAAGAAACUGCAAGUAAUAUUUAUAUCACUCAUAGUUACAAUAUAAAUAAAAGACCAAAACUGUGA